AUGGUGCGUACUAGCUCACAAUCACAUCCACAAACAACUUCAAAUUCGCUGCAGGAAGAACGACUUAACACGAAGGAUUUGGAGAAAGCCCUCGACACUGUUUUUUCCCUGGGCAAGCCGCGCAGUGAGAGUGGGUCAUUUGCAUUGUUUGAGUAUAUUGUUGAUGCAGGAAAAACCAUAUUAAACCCUUUGCAGUCACGUCAGGAUUUUCAGAAUUUUAUGCAGAGUGACUUUGGGAAACGUGCGUCUGCGCAGUUCUUGAGUUAUUUGGAUGCUGACGGCGAUGGACGUGUCACUCCGCGUGAUUUUCAAGUGAUGUACGACCGUGACCUGAAUAACUUUCUUCGACGCCAUCAGCGCACGCUGGACAGUGCCCUGCCUUUAAUUGGUCAGUGUGCAUUUGGCUUCACUGUGGGGUUUGUUGCUGGCAGAGUGGCGCACCGGAUGUACAAGAACAAGGUACUUAUCUUGACAUCCUCCUUUGUGCUCUACAGCGGGCUUCAGUUCCUGGCACAGAUGAACUUUGUUAAUCAGAAUUUGCUUGAGGCUGCUUUCCGAGAAAAGUUGCGGCAACUCGCUGACACAAACGGUGAUGGGGAGAUAAACAGAGAAGAUCUGAAUUUUCUGGUCGAGAACCGAAUGCGGUACGUCGCUACAAAGUUGGGACCUGGCGGCAUUGCCCCGGGUGUGGUGGGCUACGCGACGCUCGGCAUUGGCCUUUUGCGUGGAAUGCGACGAAUCUAG
Molecule: messenger RNA, 744 nt
Organism: Trypanosoma rangeli
Lineage: Eukaryota; Euglenozoa; Kinetoplastea; Trypanosomatida; Trypanosomatidae
Exons: 1
Coding region: 1-744 (247 amino acids)
Molecular function (GO): calcium ion binding
Source: RefSeq, a predicted model, not a curated record